This is a messenger RNA of Suillus subaureus, 1254 nucleotides long. RefSeq lists its product as uncharacterized. The transcript has 4 exons. The record is from RefSeq and is a predicted model, not a curated record. Bases 1 to 1254 code for a protein of 417 amino acids. Lineage: Eukaryota; Fungi; Basidiomycota; Agaricomycetes; Boletales; Suillaceae.
AUGCCAUCACCUAUUGGAAAUUCAAGGUCAGAGCCUCUUCACAAUGCAAAUUCAUCCACAUGGGCAGCACAUAACCCAAUGCACUCUGUUAUUUGUGUAUGGACCCCACCAUUUCAACUGUCAGAUGCCCAAAAGGCAUCUCGCAAGAUCAAGCACAACCAGAAGGUGGAGACAACAAAGUGCAUACACGACACUGUUGCCAUAUACCUGGAUGAGCAGAAAAUGAAAAUCAGAUCCCUCUCCCAUGCUCUCGAUGUCACUCCCAAAUAUAUCAAUGACAUUAUUGGCAGUCACACCAAAUAUUGCAUGACAUGCAAGGUGCAGUUGACUAACGCUCUUAUUCAUGCCAAGGCCAAGGAAAUGAAUACUGAUCAACCUGUUGGUUCUCAAUACACCUUGGUUGAACUGCGCAAGAUGGUCGCCAAUGACCCUCAGAUGAAAAAGUUGACGAGGGAUGAAAAGGCAGGUUAUAUUGCAGCUCUCACUGAGCACUGUAAGCAGAAUGUAACUAAUGUGCAAGGAAAUAAUAUGGCAGCAGCAAGAGAUGUUCUGCUCACAACAGAAAGGGUUGUCAAAGAGCUUGAUGACUUAUGUGUUCGCACUGGCACCUAUGUGACUAUGUUUGUCGUCCAUGGCCAUAUCAACGACACAAUUCAAAGCUCAAUGCAUGGUACUGACAAUUCCAAUGAUUUUUGGGAGGACAUUUAUGACAUUCCAAUGGCUGACUAUCUCCGACAAUAUGAACAGUGGGCGUGCACACAAAAUCAAAGUGAGUUGUUGAUGUUUUCACAUUCAUUCUUUGCGGUGACUGGCAAAAAAAACAUUGCCAUGAACUACAACAACUACCAGACUGCAGUUGUUGAAACAUGUGCCAUCCAGCUCAUAGGAUGGCCUGGAAGCAUUAAGUUCAUCAAUCCUUCAAAUAUUGGUACUAUCGGGGACAUUCACAAGCUUCAUGAUGUGCUCAAGGAUAAAACUUGUUAUUGGACUGCACUUACGCCAACAGAAGUCAAAGCUUACAUGGCAGAACUUGAUGUGUGCUGUUCAGCAGGCAACAUUGUUCACCAGCCACACAAGAGGUGUUCUGAUGCUGGAGGCUCUCACAAGCGCAAGGCUUUACCCACCACAAGGAGAGAGAAGAACAGGCCCUCAAAGAAGGCAAAAAAGAUGGCCACUGGCAAUGGUGAGGCUCCCAAAAGUGUGGAAUUUGUUGUGUCAUCUGACGAGGAAGAGGAAGAGUUUGAGGACAUGUAG